CGCAUACACCAAAAUUAUGCUUUACAACUUACUGUCUGGUCACCAGUAACUCAUGAAAAGCUUCGUACAUUAACCAACAUGUCGGACGAAGAGCUACCGUCUACUUCUCGGGAGGCGCACGCGGAGGCGGAAGAGGAAGACGCACCAUUUCUCCUGGACCCUCCUCCUAAAGCAGCUGUGAAGGAGAGCUUGGCUGACCCUGAGUAUGAGGAAAAAAGAAAAACAGACCGUGCCAACAGGUUUGAGUUCCUGCUGAAGCAGACAGAGCUGUUCGCUCAUUUCAUUCAGCCUGCCAGUCAGAAAUCCCCCACCUCACCUCUGAAGGUCAAGGUGGGGAGACCCCGAAUCAAACAAGAUGAGAAACAGAACCUGCUGUCUGUCGGAGAUAACCGCCAUCGUCGAACAGAGCAGGAGGAGGAUGAGGAACUCUUAUCUGAGAGCAGGAAGGCAGCUAAUGUUCUUGUUCGUUUUGAGGAGUCACCAUCAUAUGUUAAGAAUGGAGCUUUGAGAGAUUAUCAAAUCCGAGGCCUGAACUGGAUGAUUUCUCUGUAUGAAAACGGCAUCAAUGGCAUCCUGGCUGAUGAGAUGGGUCUGGGUAAGACCCUGCAGACAAUCGCGUUGCUAGGCUACCUGAAGCACUACAGGAACAUUCCCGGCCCCCACAUGGUCCUAGUGCCCAAAUCUACCCUGCAUAACUGGAUGAAUGAAUUCAAGCGCUGGGUGCCCACCCUGCGCAGCCUGUUUCAUCUCCUCCCACACGAUUUUGAUUCCUGGUUUGACACAAAUAACUGUCUUGGUGACCAGAAGCUGGUUGAAAGACUUCAUGCAGUUCUGCGUCCAUUCCUGCUGCGUCGUAUCAAAGCAGAGGUGGAGAAGAGUCUUCCUCCUAAGAAAGAGGUGAAGAUUUACCUGGGGCUCAGUAAAAUGCAGAGAGAAUGGUACACACGUAUCCUAAUGAAGGAUAUUGACAUCCUGAACUCUGCUGGUAAGAUGGAUAAGAUGCGGCUUUUGAAUAUUCUGAUGCAGCUGCGGAAAUGCUGCAACCAUCCGUACCUGUUUGACGGGGCGGAGCCUGGUCCCCCAUACACCACGGACACACACUUAGCCACCAACAGCGGCAAGAUGGUUGUGCUGGAUAAACUUCUGCCUAAAGUGCAAGAGCAAGGAUCCAGAGUGUUAAUAUUCAGCCAGAUGACACGGAUGUUGGAUAUUCUGGAAGAUUAUUGCAUGUGGAGAGGGUUCGAGUACUGCAGAUUGGAUGGGAAUACACCUCACGAGGCCAGAGAGCAAGCCAUAGAUGCUUUUAAUGCCCCGAACAGCAGUAAAUUUAUCUUCAUGCUGAGCACACGAGCAGGUGGGCUGGGAAUUAAUUUGGCUACAGCUGAUGUGGUGAUUCUCUACGACUCAGACUGGAACCCACAGGUGGACCUGCAGGCCAUGGACCGUGCUCACCGUAUCGGACAGAGGAAACCAGUAAAAGUGUUCAGGUUGAUCACAGACAACACAGUGGAGGAGAGGAUUGUGGAGAGAGCGGAGAUGAAGCUACGCCUGGACUCUAUAGUGAUUCAGCAGGGACGGCUGAUUGAUCAGCAGAGUAAACUGGGGAAGGAUGAAAUGCUACAAAUGAUUCGACAUGGAGCAACACGCGUGUUUGCCUCUAAAGACAGCGAACUAACAGAUGAAGACAUCGACACCAUUCUGGAAAGAUGCGCCAAGAAGACGGCAGAGAUGAACGAACGCUUGAAGAAACUCGGCGAGAGCUCGCUGAGGAACUUCACCAUGGACACGGGCGGCACCGAGACCAGCCUUUACAACUUUGAGGGAGAGGAUUACAGAGAGAAACAAAAACUAAGUUUGAUCGAAUGGAUCGAGCCUCCUAAGAGAGAAAGGAAGGCCAAUUACGCUGUAGAUGCUUACUUCAGAGAUGCUCUGCGAGUCAGCGAACCAAGAGCCCCGAAGGCUCCUCGGCCUCCAAAGCAGCCCAACAUCCAGGACUUUCAGUUCUUUCCACCACGUCUCUUUGAGCUGCUGGAGAUGGAGAUUCUUUACUACAGGAAAACCAUCGGAUACAUGGUUCCACGUAAUCCAGAUAUCCCGAAUUCAGCACAGGCCCAAAAAGAGGAACAAGCAAAGAUAGACGAGGCUGAACCCCUCACACCUGAAGAGACAGAGGAAAAAGAGAAACUACUCACACGAGGUUUCACAAACUGGAACAAGCGUGAUUUCAAUCAGUUUAUUAAAGCUAAUGAGAAGUAUGGUCGUGAUGACAUUGACAACAUUGCCAGAGAGGUGGAGGGCAAGACGCCUGAGGAAGUCAUGGAAUACUCCGUGGUGUUUUGGGAACGCUGUAAUGAGCUGCAGGAUAUUGAGAAGAUCAUGGCUCAGAUAGAGCGAGGAGAAGCUCGCAUCCAGAGACGCAUCAGCAUCAAAAAAGCCCUGGAUGCCAAGAUAGCGAGGUACAAGGCUCCGUUCCACCAGCUCCGCAUACAGUACGGCACAAACAAAGGAAAGAACUACACAGAGGAGGAAGACAGGUUUCUGAUUUGCAUGUUGCAUAAGAUGGGCUUUGAUAAAGAAUAUAUCUAUGAAGAACUUCGACAGUGUGUACGGAACGCUCCACAAUUCAGAUUUGAUUGGUUCAUCAAAUCCAGGACUGCCAUGGAGCUGCAGCGCCGCUGUAACACGCUCAUUUCUCUCAUUGAGAAAGAGAACAUGGAGAUAGAGGAGAAAGAGCGCGCUGAGAAAAAGAGAAGAACACCCAAAGGACAAUCAGCUCACAAGCGUAAAGCCGAAGUGUCGUCUGACAGGAAAGAGAAGAAAUCUCGUACCUGACUCCUGUGCCCGCAGCUCUUUGCUCCCUGCUCCUCAUUACGAAGCACUACAAUAAAUCAGACGUCUCUCUAUAGCAUUUUGACGUUCUGUUUUUAUUUGUUAUAUCUGUGACUCAACACCAGUUUCUUAAAAUAAACAUGUCAAUUUUUAGCAAAACAAAAGCUUUUUCGGGACAUCCAAAAUACUUCCAUAUCAUAUUGAAUUUUGUCCCAAGGGCUGCAUAAAUGUUGGCAGCUACACAACGUUUUGCUAAAGCUUGUUUUUAUUAAGCAUUUUUUCAAAAUGUUCCUUGUUCAUAUCAUUUAUUUAUGCAUGCUAAAUAGGGGCUCUAAAGCCUGUUCUGAUCUUGUUUGUGUGUUUUAUAAAUGAAAAUCUUUUUGCCUGAGACUCUGUUAUUGUAUGUUUAAGGUCUCUGAUCUGCACCUUAAUCCAUGUGAUCAGUAGCUUUGCACAUCCAGUCUUCUUAAGCUCUUUUAUACAUUCAUGUGCCGUUUUAAUGUUGCAGUGAAGCUAUUUUACACAUUCUUGUCUGCACUCUUGUUUGAACCUUUCCUGAUCUUUAUAUGUACAAGUCCAGUAUUAUUAAAAAACUAA
This is a messenger RNA of Sinocyclocheilus rhinocerous, 3426 nucleotides long. RefSeq names its product SWI/SNF-related matrix-associated actin-dependent regulator of chromatin subfamily A member 5-like. Gene Ontology annotation, molecular function: ATP hydrolysis activity; ATP binding; ATP-dependent chromatin remodeler activity. The transcript is spliced from 23 exons. The coding region runs from base 79 to 2832 and encodes 917 amino acids. The record is from RefSeq and is a predicted model, not a curated record. Gene Ontology annotation, biological process: nucleosome organization. Gene Ontology annotation, cellular component: chromatin; nucleus. NCBI's taxonomy places the organism in Eukaryota, Metazoa, Chordata, Actinopteri, Cypriniformes, Cyprinidae.